AUGGCAUUUAAUGAACAUCCAGCAGCUGUAAGUGCUCAUGCUCUCUGUGUUCGAGGCUCUACACCAUCGGCAAGCGUGCCGUGGUUCAUCGAGCACCGGGUUGAUAACGGCUCCGAUUCGCUGGGCACCAUCCGCUACAUCGGGCCCGUGGUCACAGCCAAAGACGCCUCUGCGCUCUACUAUGGUAUCGAAUGGGACGACUGGGGCCGCGGCAAGAACGACGGCAGCGUCGAGUUGCCCAGUGGUGAGCGCGUGGUGCAUUUCUCGGGCCCUCCAGGCCGCAAAUUGUCAGGACACGGAAGUUCAGUGAGCUACAAAUGUUCGUUCGCGAAAGCUACAGUUUUUGACAAGACAGCAGAACGAAGUUCGCUUCUACAGAGGCUGCAAGAGAGAUAUUCUAAUGAAGAAAUGUAUUCCAAGUCAGAGGUAGAAGCUCCAAGUGACGUGGUGGUGGCUGGAGAAGUGGGCACGACGCUGGGGAGCGAGAAGCCCAUUGAGUUUGUGGGAGCCAAGAAGCUCAGCACGCAGCAAACUCUGCAGACUAUCGAGAAAAUUUCACUUUCUGGCUGUCAAAUUGUGGAGUUAGGAGGCCAAGGAUUGGGCCAAUUGGCCCCACAUUUAACGGAACUGGAUCUGUCCAGGAACCUUUUUAGCAAGUGGAGUGACGUGCUCGCUAUUAUCCGCGAACUGCCGCUACUGGAGACGCUAAUUUUGAGUGGAAACAGGUUCACAGUCGAUGAAGAAAAUGACAAUAACGGAGAAGAAAAUUUCGAGAAUUUAAAGGUGCUCGUACUGAAUCAAACGUUAUUAUCAUGGAGAAAUACGGGGACGAUCAUCACUCGCCACUUCCCGAAGCUCGAACAGCUGCACUUAGUGGACAAUGAGUACGAAGACGACCAACUGACGGAGUUUAAAACAACUGGAGGUUGGGUGGAGACGCUUUCGGUGCUGGAUUUAAGUCUCAACCGCUUGAAAUCCUGGACCAAAGUGCUGGAAAUUAUUGGCGGCAUGUUCGUGAAUUUGAGUCAGCUUUUCUUGAAUGGAAAUCGAAUCGUGACGCUCGUUACUGACGCGAAGCCUAUUGCGUUCCAAAAGCUUAAAAACUCUGUCGUUGAGCGAGAAUUUGAUCGACUCGUGGACUUCAAUUGA
Phytophthora nicotianae INRA-310 is the source of this 1149-nucleotide messenger RNA. RefSeq lists its product as hypothetical. Bases 1 to 1149 code for a protein of 382 amino acids. The record is from RefSeq and is a predicted model, not a curated record. Lineage: Eukaryota; Oomycota; Peronosporomycetes; Peronosporales; Peronosporaceae. Gene Ontology annotation, cellular component: cytoplasm. The transcript is spliced from 2 exons.